This is a messenger RNA of Daphnia pulex (common water flea), 769 nucleotides long. RefSeq lists its product as uncharacterized. The record is from RefSeq and is a predicted model, not a curated record. The transcript is spliced from 3 exons. The coding region runs from base 130 to 666 and encodes 178 amino acids. NCBI's taxonomy places the organism in Eukaryota, Metazoa, Arthropoda, Branchiopoda, Diplostraca, Daphniidae.
AACAGUUAGACCUUGCUGUGCCGUCAUGAAAUCAACAGUUGGGCAGUUGUAGUCCGUGAAUCAGCACCGCAAAUAACCCGUGAACGUGAAUUCAUAUUUACAUUUAAGAGUUAAAAGUGCAUCUACAUCAUGAAUCGGCCUGCAGUUGUUACCCAAAUGGUCGACGCAAUCAAAGAGGAAUUUGAAACACUCGGACCCACUGAUAACGAUAAAUUCUUUGGCCAAUACGUCGCCCUACUUCAUGCCAAUCAUUCACUAUUUAUGAGCGAGACUGGGCUAAGUCAAUCAUACGACAUCGGAGAGGAAUGUUUCUUACUCAACAUUUUGGCGACGGAACAGCUGGAACGAAAAGUGUCCGUCUGUCGCCAAUUACUCGCUGUGGCCAAUAUUAUUGAGCCAGGUCUAACUCGAAUCAGAGGAGUAACAUUGUACGAAAUGCACGCCUCGAUGUUGCUGCUAGCAGAACGGACUUUCAAGGCCGGCCAUUGCACAUUUACUAAUUUCAAAAAAAGGGUUGAAGCAGUUCGGACCAUUUUGACUGAAGCAACAGAAAUCUUUGCCCAGGUGGAAAAUCAUACUGUGACGGAGGAAGCCAUGAGUGUGGCAGCAGAUCAAGCUCUAGUGCAAAUUCAGGGCUGGAUUGCCUACGUAUUUGAUAACACCUGAAUGCCAGGUGUCAUGGCUGUUGAGCAUGCUGUACUUCAAAAUGAGCUUAUAAUGAGAUUGCCUUAUGUUUUGUAUGUCAAAUAUACUUGGCAUUUGAUUUUAA